GGCUGAGGCUGGCGCUGCCGCCGGCGGGGGACCCGCGCUCCGGGCCGGCUCCGGGGCGGGGCUUUGCUGACAGCGGCUCCCGGGCGGAGUUUCGUCCGCAGGCCGCUCGUCGCAGCCGCUCCUUCCCCGGGGCGGCGAGGCCGGACCUGGCAGCCGGCAGGCAGCAUCUGGGAGCCGGCAGGGGCGGCGGGGCGGGCGCGGGCCGCGGCGGCGGGCGCGGCGGCAGCGAAGAGCGGCGAUGGCUUUCGAGGCGCUGGCGGAGGCGGCGGAGCGCUGGUGCGCCCGCACGCCCUUCCAGCUCAUCGCCGCCGAGGAGACCGAGCGCCGCAUGGACUUCUACGCCGAGCCCGGCGUCUCCUUCUACGUGCUGUGCCCGGAGCCCGCCUGCGGCGACAAUUUCGUGAGUGCCCCGGCAAGGGACCGGCCACGGCCGAGCCACGUGUGGAGCGAGAGCGAGGACUGCCUGCCCUUCCUGCAGCUCGCCCAGGAUUACAUCUCCUCCUGUGGGAAAAAGACACUCCAUGAAAUACUGGAAAAAGUCUUCAAGUCCUUCAGGCCUCUGCUGGGGCUGCCAGACGUCGACGACGACGCCUUUGAAGAGUACAAUGCGGACGUGGAAGAAGAGGAAGCCGAAGCCGACCACCAACAGAUGGGCGUCAGUCAGCAGUGAUCGCCUGAGACGCUGAACCAUUCGGCAGCCCUUGGUGCCAGGCGGGCUCCAGUGGUGCCACGCUCGCCUGUCCGAGCGCCUCACACGGGGAUAGCUGGCUCCCAGGAUCAGAGUUUUACAAAACACUUUGAAAGCAAACAAAGAAACCAAUAAAAUUGAGUAGUGGUAACCCUGUGA
Molecule: messenger RNA, 847 nt
Organism: Pogoniulus pusillus (Red-fronted tinkerbird)
Lineage: Eukaryota; Metazoa; Chordata; Aves; Piciformes; Lybiidae
Gene: MTURN
Product: maturin, neural progenitor differentiation regulator homolog
Exons: 3
Coding region: 239-670 (143 amino acids)
Biological process (GO): regulation of signaling; positive regulation of megakaryocyte differentiation
Cellular component (GO): cytoplasm
Source: RefSeq, a predicted model, not a curated record